Messenger RNA from Vicugna pacos (alpaca), 4741 nucleotides. The record is from RefSeq and is a predicted model, not a curated record. Lineage: Eukaryota; Metazoa; Chordata; Mammalia; Artiodactyla; Camelidae.
GAUACAACCGCACCAGCUACUUCUACCCCACGUUCUCAGAGAGCUCAGAGCACAGCCAUCUGCUCGUGUCUCCCGUGCUGGUGGCAAGUGCAGUCAUAGGUGUGGUCAUCAUCCUCUCCUGCAUCACCAUCAUCGUGGGCAGCAUCCGCAGGGACAGGCAAGCCCGGCUCCAGCGGCACCGCCACCACCAUCGCCGCCACCACCACCACCACCAUCGCCACCGCCGCCGCCGCCAUCGAGAGUACGAGCAGGGCUAUGUGUCUGAAGGGCACACAUACAGCCGCUCGAGCCUCAGGAUGCGCGAUGCCUGCAGCCCUGCUGAUGACUGGCCUCCACCCUUGGACCUCAGCUCUGAUGGGGACGUGGAUGCCACGGUGCUCCGAGAGCUGUACCCGGAUUCUCCACCAGGUUACGAUGAGUGUGUGGGGCCGGGGGCCACUCAGCUGUACGUCCCCACGGAUGCCCCGCCCCCCUACUCACUGACCGACUCCUGCCUCGCGCUGGACGGCACCCUGGACACGGGCGGCGGCCACAGCCCUGGGCGACACCAGCAGGCGCAGAGGCUGCAGGGCCAGAAUGGCCUCCGCACGGUCUCCAUGGACACACUGCCCCCUUACGAGGCCGUGUGUGGGGCCAGCCCCCCAGCGAGCCUGCUGCUGCUGCUGCCGGGACCAGAACCAGGGCCAAGGAGCUCCCAGGGCUCCCCGGCCCCAACCCGGGCCCCGGCCUCCGGCCCAGAGAGGGUUAUGGACAAGAUAAAGUGGAUGUGGGCCCCACUGUGCCACUACGAGAGGAACAGUGGCUACAUCUUGGCCUCGCUGCCAGGGGUACCGCAGAAGGGGAUAUUUGGGGCAGGACAGCCUGGGCCUGGCCGGGAGAGGCCCACAGUACUCUCAUCCACGUCCAGGCCCUCAGGGGGCACCAUGAGCUGGCCCCGACCCCCAGGUCCAGACGAGGAUGCUCCUGAGACCCUCCUGGACGACCUCAUCAGCUACUACAUGGAUGGGGCAGGGGAGGGCUGGCUCAGGGUCUGCAGGCAAGGAGCCCUCACCCACAGGGCCCAGCGGCUCCUGGGUACAGUGGCCCCUCCUCAGCUCUUUCUGCCUGAGGCUAUGGACUCUGAUCUGGGGGCCACUCAUCCCCAGGGGGCUCCCAGCUCUGCCCAGCACAUCUGCCACGAACUGGUGCGGGCACUGGAGUUCCUGGAACUAAUCUCCAUCAACCUACUUCUGUUUCCCUGGAGGAAGGAAAUCAGGUCCCUGAAGACAUACACGGGGAACUUUGCCUACUGGGUGCGGCCCGUGCUUUCUGAACACACAGUGCACACCAUUCUGGGCAGGCUGGGCUACAUGGCCACCUCCGAGGCCGAGUUUUCACUGGUCCAGGCCGUCAGCGAGGAGGACGCCAAACAGGUGGUAUUUGAGAUCUUCCUGACAAGAGUCGCAUGUGAGACCGUUCUCCAAACCCCAGGUGGGCAGGACCUAGGGCCGGACCAAGAGAAAGUGGCCGGGCCCCACUGCAGGUGCACCUCAGAGAGAGGGCGGGCGAAGACCCACAACGGCCUCCAGGAGGCCUGUCCAAGCCCAGGCCGCUCCGCAGGGGCAGGGACCGAGAGGGCACUGGCUGAGAGCCCUGAUGGUCCGUGCACUCUGCUUGCGGCCUUGAGCCUGCCUGAAGUCUCCAUAGCACCCCGCAGACCCCUCACUGGCCCCCUGGCCUCCUGGGGCCCCCAGAGCCAGGCCAGCACACACUUGGACAGUGAAGAGUUCCUGACCUGCUACAGCGACCUUGUGCUGCGCCGGACACCUUUGUUCCCCAGGGACCAUCCCCUGAGCCACCUGAAGGGAGACCAACUCCAGGGCCCAGGCCUGGGGCCCAGCCCACCUUCAGAGGAGGGGGUGGCCCCCACAGGUAGCCAUGGCGGGGAGUCCCUGAUUCCCAAUACAGCUUCAGAGAGCAAAGGAGUCACCAUUCCCAGCCAGCUCUGCCUGACACCAGGCCCCCAGUUGUCAGAGAAUUCCUGGGACCCAAAGCUAGACGUGCAGCCGGAGCUGGCCGCCCCCGGCACAGACACUACUCUUCCAAGUGCUUCCUCAGAGAUGGACGAGCUGUGUGAGCAACUGGCCCACUUCCUCAAACUCCCAACUGCAGCAGGCCAUCCUGGGGGCUCUCCAGGCCCGGGGGAAGAGGAGAACAGACAACCAGAGCCUCUGGUGGGGCCAGAGCCGGCCAGUGAGAGUGGCUGUCCGGGCAGUAGCGUCGCUCAGCUCUGGAGGUCUCCUCAGACCCCCUCUUCUGCACAAGAGCCCCCAGUGCUCAUUGUGUCCCCCCAGAGGGGCUGGAGGUGCCAGCUCCCAUGGGAGGAUUCUACACAAGCACCAGCUGAGGAUGUCACCCCUGGAUGGCAUAGGGGCAGUCACCCUGACUAAGCAGAUUGCUCUUCUGCCAAAAAGGUAACCAUGUGGAGAGGUGGUAGAUCUGAGACGACAGUUGGGGAAACAGCAGCCAAACCCACAGCUUGUCAGGCACAGGGACCAAUCUGCUAAUCCCCGCUGGUCUCAGGCCCCAGCCCUGCCUCCUGCUGACUGUGUGACUUUUGGCCACUCACUCCACCUCUCUGAGCCACAUUUCCUCAUCUGUAAAGUGGAUGUGGUGUCAGGCAUAAUGAAGUGAGUUGUGCACAGUGCCGACCUCAGAGGGCUUUCUGUCCCCUUCACAUCCCAGCUCAGUGUAUGAUCUUGGGUGAGUCAUCUGGUAUCUCUGAACAGCAGUUUCCCUCAGCAUCCUUAAGGCACCUGUCACGGGGCAGAUUAAAAGAGAAGAGACAUGUAAUAUGUGUAAUACACAGAUGUGUAAUACACCUUUAAUCUGUUUAGGGCCCAUUGUCACCUCCCUUUUCUCUAAGCUAACUUCUGGUUGAUGGAGAACAAGGCCACAGUUGCGAGCCUGGGGUUAGCUCACAGGCCUGCCUGCAUCCAGGGUGGGAGGCUCUACCAUCUGGGCUGCCUGGAGUUGGGCAGGGGGCGCCACCUGCCUCUCCUGCCCCCACAUAUGCACACAUGCAGGCACACUUGCACACAGGUGGGCAUGUCCAGGCAUGUACACGCACACCCUUAGGCAUUCCUCGUGGGGUCCCCAAGAGACGGUGUCCUCCUCCUCCUCCAGCCAAGACCCUCUCUAUAGGGUGGCAGGUGGCACCUGCCCAAGGGCAGCCCCUCGGCUUCCCAUCUGUGAAGUAGGGAGGAUGGCCCCUGCCUCCCAGGGUGGUGGUAAGCAGUAAAGAGUACAUUGGUAAAGGCUCCUUCUGGGCAUACAGCAGGUGCUUAAUGUUUGUGCCUGCCUUGCUCUCCCUGGAGCUGAGUGUAUGACCCCACCAUUUUUAGCCAGAAGACUGAGGGCCACAGGUGGGAAGGAUUUAAGGGGUGUUGGCCCUGCCUCCCUCAGUCAGACAGCUGGCCUCUGAGCCAGCCCCUCCACAGGCUUUUUGAGACAGAUCAGGAAGCAGUCUGCUCUGUGGGGAGAGAAGCAUACUGGUCAGUCAUCCAUCCACCCGUCCAUCAGUCCAUCCAUCCAUCCACCCACCCACCCCAAUUACUCAGCACAGCACCAGCAGUCAGCACUCAAGCUGCUGAGUUGCCAGUGUCUGGGGCCUGGUGGGAAGAGGGGCAUCCUGGGGAAGGAGAAGGUCAGGAACUGGCUGGGCUGGAGACAGAGUGGGUCAGGAACCUCAGGAGAAGGGAUGAGGCAAUGGAGAGAUGGGUGGCCAGGGAAGGCCUCUCUGAGGAGGUGACAUGUUGUGAAGAACAUAUAUUAGAUCCUAGAAGUGGGGUUGCUGGACCACAAUGUUAAGUGCAUAUUUGUACUUGUUAUCAAAUUUCCCUCCAGAAGGGUGGUACAAAUCUGCAUGCCCACCAGAAAUGUAUGUUGUGUGUGUGUACACGUGUGUGUGGGUAUUUUGGGGGGGCUAUUCUGGUAAUAUGUCAGUGUUCUUUUAAUUUUCUGCUUAGUCUAUUUGGGCUGCUAUAAAAAAUCACAGGUUGGGUGGCUUAUAAACAACAGAAAUUUGUAUCUCAUAGUUCUGGCGGCUGGAAGUCCAAGACCAGGAGGCCAGCAUGGUCAGGUUCUGAUGAAGGCUCUCUUCCAGACUGCAGAUGGCUGGCUUGCUGCUGUGUCCUCACGUGGUGAAAGGAGCUUGGAAGCUCUGUGGGGUCUCUUUUAUAAGAACACUAAUUCCACUCACAAGGGUCCACCCUCAUGACCUAAUCACCUCCCAGAGACCCCCAUCUUCUAAUACCAUCACCUUGGACAUUAGGUUUUCAACAUAUAAAUUUAGGGGAGACACAAAUAUUCAGAUAGAACAGAAACUGCAUUUCUCAGAGUGAAUUUGAAUAUUUAUAUAUGUCUAAGGGCCAUUUUCGUAUCUUUUUUGUAAAUUGUCUGUUUGGGUCUUUUUCUCAUUUUUCUAUUAGAGUUUUGGUCCUUCGUCUAUUUUAAAAGAAUUCUUCAUGGAUAUUAGCUGUUCGACUGCGUUAUGUGUUGUAAACAUUUUCUCCCAGUUUGUCAAUUGUCUUUUGACUUUGUUAUCCGGUGGUUUUUGUCACAUACAUUUAAAUUUUUUUAUUUAGUCAAAUGUAUCAAUCUUUUAGAACUCCGGGAUUUUCAAUCAGUUAGAAAGUGCUCCCUACAUCGAGGUUUUAAAGAAUUCAUUCAUUCUUCUAAUACUUGCAUGGUUUAUUUUCUU